Messenger RNA from Eupeodes corollae, 842 nucleotides. RefSeq names its product protein snakeskin (gene Ssk). The transcript is spliced from 3 exons. The coding region runs from base 115 to 600 and encodes 161 amino acids. The record is from RefSeq and is a predicted model, not a curated record. Lineage: Eukaryota; Metazoa; Arthropoda; Insecta; Diptera; Syrphidae. Gene Ontology annotation, biological process: septate junction assembly.
AAAAAACAAAAACCAACGACAGGUGGAAUAAAUUAUUUUAUUCCCAUUACUGAUCCUUAUAUCGUUCUAUUUUGAAAGUUUUGAAUAAAGUUUAUUAAUUAAGAAAUUUCAAAAAUGGUGUCUGUGGAAACUAUUGGAUCAAUUUUCAUCAAGUGCGCUAAAUUGGUCUUGAACCUGAUCAUCAUUAUUUUAUAUAGAAUCGGAGAUGGUGGUGAAUUCUUGGGUAUUGGUGGAACAUGGAACCUCAAUGAAGAAAAGAGUCCAGAUUGUGAAAUUGUGGCAUCUGGUGUUUUUGUUGGAUUCUUUAUUUACACAGCCGUUCAUUUGAUUGCCUAUUCAUUUGGUACAACCAAACACAAGCGUGAAUUAUCCGACACAAUAAUGAAUGUUGUUGGAACAUUUAUGUGGAUUGCAGUUGGUGGUACUGCACUUCACUACUGGAAGGGAUAUAUGUCAGAUCAAGGAUUUUUGUAUGUUGCAUCUGAACGUCAAGUUGGUAUUGCUAUGGGAUCACUUUGUGUCAUAGAAGGAGCACUUUAUCUGGCAGAUACAGUUUUGGCAUUUGUACAUUUUGCGAAAGGUGACUCAGAAUACCAAUAAACAAAAAUGCAAUUUGAUGAAACAUCAAAAAAACAUAGAAUAAGACAAGAUAUCUUGUAAUUCAUAUACAAUAGAUUGGAUUAAGUUCAAAUUAAAUUUAAAAUAAGAAUACAUAGAAUUUUUAUAUGCACUGUGCGUAGCCAUUACUUUUACCCUUUUUUAUUCAAUUUAACUUUAACUAUACCACAUUUUUGUAGAGAAGAAAAAUAAUAAAAACAAAAACAAAAUUAGCUUAAGAAAAA